AUGCGCACUAUUGGCGGUGUCUUCUGUGUGGAUGCCCAUGUUGUGGAUCGCAACAUGGAACUCGUCAAGUCGCGGUUGCGUUCGGGAAUGUCGGGAGUGAAUGGAAAACUGGCCGUGCGGUUGAAUGUGGACGCCAGGGGUGAUGUUGAUGCGAGCCAACUCCGAAUCUUUCCGGCUACCGUGUGUCAGUCAGGUACCGGUAUACGAAUGACAAAUAUCUUGGCCAUGUCGGAGGUUCGCAUUGGCGAAGACUUCUUGGAGAGAAGCGACAUCGCCCUACAGCUUGGCUUGAUAGUAUCCUCAAACUUGAAAACUGUCGGCAUCAAGAGUCUUUCGCGUGACAACAGCUUGGUAAGCUCGCUUGAGUAUGGAAUAGAAGCCGUGGAGAUAGUUACAUUGUCACUCGGAAGGCCCGAAUGCUACCCGCUCGCACAAUGUGGACCAUCAGACCCUGCAGCUCUUCCGCGUGGAUUUUCGAACCAAGGCCCAGUACUAAGUCAAGGCAUGAAUACUCAACCUUCCGCAGAGCGUACGGGCUCAACUGUCACUAGGAGCCAGCUGGAGCAGGUCGCAUCUACAAAGGAGACGGUCAAGGAUGUUGUCGUUGCUGAGAGCGAGGCUCCUUCAACGAGCGAGCAUGGCGACUUAGAUCACAGCUCAAAGAUUCCAUUAAAGAUGAAGCUAAUUGCUCUUUUGUUGGUAACGGCAACUGGUUUUGGAUCCCACUGGAGUAGUGGGGUGACUGGUGCGAUGAAGAGCACAUUGAAAAAGCAAUUGCAUAUCAAUAAUGCCCAAUUCUCUGUACUCGAAGCUAGCGAAGAUUUCAUGAAGACCGCCUUGAUCCUCCUCAGUGGUCUCGUCACGGAUAGGAUCGGCGGUGCAAGCGCUAUGCUAUGGGGUAACGCAAUAUACAGCACUGGUGCGAUCUUCGUCGCGGCUGCCACCACCGUCCGAUCAUACAGAUUCAUGAUCUUUGGCGUCGUUGUCCAAGCGUUCGGCGAUAUUGCUACGCAGGUCGCUCAGUACAAGAUCUUUAGCUCAUGGUUCGCUCCUUCAAACGGCUUUGCUUCGACCCUUGGCUUCCAACUCGGCGUCGGCAAGAUCGGAUCUUUUGUUGGCAAAGCGACUGCAAAUGUGAUUGCUAAGAACACCGGUGACUUCAGCUGGGUAUACUGGACUGCCGUUUUCAUGAACCUCUUCACCAACGUUACAACGGUUGUAUACUGGUACUUCACACGAUGGUGUGCCAAGAAGUAUACCGGCACUUAUGAUCCUGCGACUGGUGAAAAGCUCACAGAAAGCAACAAGAAAUUCGAGGUCAAAAAAGUCCUUCAACUGCCGUGGCCCUUCUGGAGCAUCGUUGGUUUCUCACUUUUUCAAACCAGCACUGCUGUGAUCUUCUCGCAGAACUCAACCGAGUUGGCCGAGAAACGGUUCAAUAUGGACGCUGUCAAAGCAGGUUGGUAUUCCUCCAUGGCACAGUACCUGGGCUUCUUCCUGGUACCACUCAUUGGAAUCUUUAUCGACCUCCUUGGAAAUCGCAUUACCCUGAUGCUUGUCUGCGGCCUGGGAAUGCUCCUAUCCAUGUGUUUAGCAGCGUGGGGACCAACGUACGCUGGCACCGCAGCCUCUUUUGGAAUAUAUGGCGUCGCAUUCACAUUUGGUCCGACUGUCAUCAUCGACUCAAUCCGCACCUCAAUGUGGCACCAGGAAGUUUUUGGCUCGGCCUAUGCUGUCAAGAUUGCCGUCAACAACAGUAUGAGUAUCAUCGUUCGCAUUAUCACUGGCGUCAUCCAAGAUCGUGACAAUGACUCCUAUGAUAAUGUAGUCAUUGUAUACGUCGUACUUGCCGCUGGUUCUGUACUGGUUGCCGCUACUUUGUUUAUCGGGAGUUAUUGGACCGUAGAUCUCAAACACCUCCAAUGGACCAGGAAGCAGAGGAUCGCAAAGGGUGACGUGAUCAAUGAGCGCAGAGAACAGUUCGGUUGUGGAGCCGAGGGUUAUAGAAAUAGGAGAGUCAGCAUGUCGCUCUUCAUUGCGCUGUUGUUCCUGAUUCUGGGUGCGUGGGCAGCAUACUUCUGGGGUGUCGCUACGGGUAACAACGACUGA
Plenodomus lingam JN3 is the source of this 2109-nucleotide messenger RNA. RefSeq lists its product as uncharacterized. The record is from RefSeq and is a predicted model, not a curated record. Gene Ontology annotation, molecular function: transmembrane transporter activity. Gene Ontology annotation, biological process: transmembrane transport. NCBI's taxonomy places the organism in Eukaryota, Fungi, Ascomycota, Dothideomycetes, Pleosporales, Leptosphaeriaceae.